AUAAUAACCCAACCGUUGAACAAUUUAACUUCUAUGAUAUUUUGAAAACGUUGACAAUGGAAGCUGACCAAUGGAUCAAGAAACAGCAGUAUAUGGCGGACGGACAUUAUAAUGUCAUAUCGACGAUUACGUCGAUAUGACAUUAUUCUCUAAAGAUGAUACCGAAAAUUAAUAUAAUGUUCUUCAGAGAUUUUGUACUAUUUCUACUGGAAGACAUGCCAGUAAGGUUGAAGAAAGUUUUUGCCAUCGAUGCUCCCUCUUUCUACGACAAGAUGUACCCCCUCAUCAAACCUGCUUUACCAGCUGAGAUUUGUGACGUGAUAUAUUUCUUCUCUGACUUUCAAAGCCUAUACAAAUUCAUAAAUAAAAAAUACUUGUCCUCUGAAUAUGGCGGCGAGGCACAAAGUAUGUACGAACAAAAUAAAAUGUGGCUGAGAUACAUAGAAGAUGUCAGACUUUUUUACCUCAACGAAAACAUAUGGAAAGCUGAUAUGACCAAGAAGUUGAAAAAUAGUAAACUAUCCAUAGACUAA
Molecule: messenger RNA, 533 nt
Organism: Vanessa tameamea
Lineage: Eukaryota; Metazoa; Arthropoda; Insecta; Lepidoptera; Nymphalidae
Exons: 4
Coding region: 156-533 (125 amino acids)
Cellular component (GO): membrane
Molecular function (GO): phosphatidylinositol bisphosphate binding
Source: RefSeq, a predicted model, not a curated record